Messenger RNA from Eublepharis macularius, 5698 nucleotides. RefSeq names its product multidrug resistance-associated protein 1-like. NCBI's taxonomy places the organism in Eukaryota, Metazoa, Chordata, Lepidosauria, Squamata, Eublepharidae. The record is from RefSeq and is a predicted model, not a curated record. Bases 26 to 4642 code for a protein of 1538 amino acids. Gene Ontology annotation, cellular component: basolateral plasma membrane. Gene Ontology annotation, biological process: glutathione transmembrane transport; xenobiotic transport. The transcript has 32 exons. Gene Ontology annotation, molecular function: ATP hydrolysis activity; ABC-type xenobiotic transporter activity; ATP binding.
CUCGCCGGCUGGCCGCACCACCUCCAUGGCUCUCCAGCCCCUGUGCAGAGGCCAGGGCCAGGCCGACCUCGGGUCUCUCUGGGACUGGAAUGUAACGUGGCACACAGAGAAUCCUGAUUUCACCCCGUGCUUUCAGAACACCGUCCUCAUCUGGAUCCCUUGCAUUUACCUCUGGGCUUGCGUCCCAAUCUAUUUCACAUACCUCCACCGUCAUGACAGGGGCUACAUCCAGAUGUCACAUCUCAACAAAGCCAAAACAGCCUUGGGUCUCUUACUAUGGCUAGUCUGCUGGGCAGACCUUUUCUACUCUUUCUGGGAAAGAAAUCACAAUAUUUUCCAAGCUCCUGCUUUUUUAGUUAGCCCUACAGUUUUGGGCAUCACCAUGCUGCUUGCCACCUUUUUGAUACAGUACGAGAGGAUAAAAGGAGUCCAGUCUUCAGGUGUGAUGCUGAAUUUCUGGCUUAUUGCGCUGUUGUGUGCUACCAUCACCUUCAGAUCCAAAAUACUGCAUGCCUUGAGUACGGGUGCCAAAAUCGACGCUUUCCGUUUUGCUACCUUCUUCGUCUACUUCACCUUGGUGCUUCUACAGCUUAUACUGUCCUGUUUUGCUGAACGGCCACCUUUGUUUUCGAAAGUGGUUCACCUCCCUAACCCCUGCCCUGAGUCUGGUGCUUCUUUCUUGUCCAAAAUCACGUUCUGGUGGAUCACAGGGUUAAUGGUUCAGGGGUAUCGGCAUCCAUUGGAAGCAAAAGAUUUGUGGUCAUUAAACAAGGAGGAUACGUCGGAAGAAGUGGUGCCGGGUUUGGUUAAGAAUUGGGCAAAGGAGUGUGCAAAGGCGAAGGGGCAACCUGUGCCAAUGAUGUACUCGCCCAAGAAGCCCACGAAGCCGAGUGGCUCCAGCGGGGAUGUGACAGAAGAGGCCGAAGCACUGAUCCUCAAGCCUUGCCAGCGGGAAAAGGACCCAUCCCUCUUUAAGGUGUUAUACAAGACCUUUGGGCCCUACUUCCUCAUGAGUUUCCUGUUCAAGGCCUUGCAUGACCUGAUGAUGUUUAUGGGGCCCGAAAUCCUCAAACUGCUGAUUAAGUUUGUGAAUGACAAAAAUGCUCCCAGUUGGCAAGGCUACUUCUACACGGCACUCCUGUUAAUCUCGGCGGGCCUGCAAACUCUGGUCCUCCACCAGUACUUCCACAUCUGUUUCGUGACGGGAAUGAGGCUUAAAACAGCCGUGAUUGGUGCUGUAUACAGAAAGGCCUUGGUCAUCACCAAUUCAGCAAGAAAGACGUCUACCGUUGGAGAAAUUGUCAACCUGAUGUCUGUGGAUGCUCAGAGGUUCAUGGACUUGGCCACCUAUAUCAACAUGGUCUGGUCUGCACCUCUUCAAGUUAUCCUGGCCUUGUAUUUGCUCUGGCAGAAUUUAGGCCCCUCCGUCUUGGCAGGCGUGGCCGUCAUGUUGCUGCUGGUUCCGGUAAAUGCUGUGAUAGCAAUGAAAACAAAAACGUAUCAGGUUGCUCACAUGAAGAGCAAAGACAACCGGAUUAAGUUGAUGAAUGAAAUUCUCAAUGGGAUCAAAGUACUGAAACUUUACGCCUGGGAAUUGGCCUUCAAAGAGAAAGUCUUGGGAAUCAGACAGGAAGAGCUGAAGGUGCUUAAGAAAUCGGCUUACCUUGCGGCCAUGGGAACGUUCACGUGGGUGUGUGCCCCCUUCCUGGUUGCUUUAUCAACUUUUGCUGUUUACGUAACAGUAUCGGAGAAGAACAUCUUGGAUGCUCAGAAAGCCUUUGUGUCCCUGGCGCUGUUUAACAUCCUCCGUUUCCCCCUGAACAUCCUUCCCAUGGUCAUCAGCAGCAUGGUGCAAGCGAGCGUGUCUCUGAAGCGUCUCCGGGUGUUCCUAUCCCACGAGGAGUUGGAUCCAGACAGUAUCAUCAGAGGCUCCAUCAAAGACUCUGACGGCAACAGCAUUAUUAUGAAGAACGCGACAUUCAGUUGGUCAAGAAGUGAUCCUCCAACUCUGAACAACAUUAGUUUUGCCAUCCCGGAACACUGUUUGGUUGCCGUUGUCGGCCAGGUUGGUUGUGGCAAAUCAUCGCUGUUGUCUGCGCUGCUGGGAGAAAUGGAGAAGAGAGACGGCACUGUCUCUCUCAAGGGAUCCGUUGCCUAUGUCCCUCAGCAAGCUUGGAUCCAGAACGCAACUCUAAAGGAAAACAUUGUCUUUGGAAGGGAAGUGAAGGAGAGCCAAUAUAAGCGGGUAGUGGAGGCCUGUGCCCUCCUGCCGGACUUGGAGAUCUUCCCCUCAGGAGACAGGACAGAAAUUGGAGAGAAGGGUGUGAAUCUAUCCGGGGGCCAGAAGCAAAGGGUCAGUUUGGCUCGAGCUGUCUACUGCAAUGCAGACAUCUAUUUGCUGGAUGAUCCCUUGUCGGCUGUCGAUGCUCAUGUUGGGAAACACAUUUUUGAGCAAGUCAUUGGACCCAAGGGAAUCCUGAAAAACAAAACUCGGGUUUUGGUCACCCACGGGGUCAGUUAUCUGCCUUUGAUGGACAUGAUUAUAGUGAUGACAGAGGGCAAGAUCUCGGAGAUGGGAUCAUACCAAGAGCUGCUGGAACAAGACAUGGCCUUCGCGGAGUUCCUGCGGACCUAUGCCAGUGCAGAGCAGAAUGUGGAGGAUGGAAAUGCAAGGUCAGAAGAGGAGGAAGAUACAAACAGUCCAGCAGUGAAGGAAGGGAAACAGCUGGAAAACGGUACUCUUGUAAACGAAAACACGCAGGCACAAGUGAUGAGCAGGCAGCUCAGUAACUCCUCCACGUACAGCGGAGAACCUGGGAAAUCCAUGCAGCAAAACAGCACAGCAGAACUCCAGAAGGCCCCUGAAGAAAAGGCCGCUUGGAAACUGACCGAAGCAGACACUGCUCAGACCGGAAAGGUGCAGGUGGCUGUUUACUGGGAGUACAUGAAAGCCAUCGGCCUCUUCAUCUCCUUCCUGAGCAUCUUCCUGUUUACAUGCAACCAUGUGGCUUCCUUGGCCUCCAACUACUGGCUGAGUCUGUGGACAGACGAUCCUGUUGUCAAUGGGACUCAGCAGCACACAGAAGUCCGGCUGGGAGUGUACGGGGCUCUGGGAAUGUCUCAAGGUAUCGCUGUGUUUGGUUACUCAAUGGCUGUUUCGAUCGGAGGGAUAUUUGCCUCCCGCCGCCUCCAUGUGGACUUGCUCUACAAUGUCCUCCGAUGUCCAAUGAGCUUUUUUGAACGGACACCCAGCGGGAAUCUGGUGAACCGCUUCUCCAAAGAAAUAGACACCAUCGACUCGACCAUUCCCCAGAUCAUCAAGAUGUUCAUGGGCUCCAUGUUCAAUGUCAUUGGGGCGUGCAUCAUCAUCCUUCUGGCCACACCCAUCGCUGCUGUGGUCAUUCCUCCUCUCGGUCUUGUGUAUUUCUUUGUGCAGCGCUUCUACGUCGCCACGUCCCGCCAGCUGAAACGCCUGGAGUCGGUCAGCCGCUCCCCCGUUUACUCUCACUUCAACGAGACGCUUCUGGGCGUCAGCGUCAUCCGAGCCUUCCAGGAGCAGAAGCGCUUCAUCCAGCAGAGCGACUUGAAAGUGGAUGAGAAUCAGAAAGCCUACUACCCAAGCAUCGUCGCCAACAGGUGGCUGGCAGUGCGGCUGGAGUAUGUGGGGAAUGGCAUCGUCCUCUUUGCUGCUCUGUUUGCGGUGAUGGCUCGCCACAGCCUCAGUCCGGGGCUGGUUGGACUCUCCAUCCUGUAUGCGCUGCAGAUCACCACGUAUUUAAAUUGGCUGGUUCGCAUGUCAUCUGAGAUGGAAACAAACAUUGUCGCUGUGGAAAGAGUCAAAGAAUACUCUGAAAAGGAAAAAGAGGCAGAGUGGACUAUGAAGCACGCUGCCCCACCGAGCGGUUGGCCCCAGGAAGGCAAAGUGGAAUUCCAUGGCUAUGGACUACGCUAUAGAGAUGACAUGGAUCUAGUGCUGAAGAACAUCAACAUCACCAUCAAUGGAGGAGAAAAGGUGGGCAUAGUUGGCAGGACGGGUGCUGGGAAAUCCUCCCUUGCUCUGGGCCUGUUUCGAAUCACUGAAGCUGCAAAAGGAGAGAUUCUCAUCGAUGGGACUGACAUUGCUAAAAUCGGGCUUCAUGACCUCCGCUUCAAAGUCACGAUUAUUCCCCAGGACCCCAUCCUAUUUUCUGGCUCCCUGCGAAUGAAUCUGGACCCUUUUGACCAGUACUCUGAUGAAGACGUUUGGAUGUCCUUGGAACUGGCACACUUGAAAAGCUUUGUUUCCACACUGCCUGAUAAACUCAAUCAUGAAUGUUCAGAAGGUGGAGAAAACCUCAGUGUUGGCCAGCGUCAGCUGGUGUGCCUGGCUCGAGCUUUGCUGCGGAAGUCCAAAAUCUUGGUUUUAGAUGAAGCUACCGCUGCUGUAGACUUGGAAACAGAUGAUCUCAUCCAAUCGACCAUACGGACUCAGUUUGAAGGCUGCACAGUGCUGACCAUAGCGCAUCGACUCAACACCAUUAUGGACUACACACGAGUGAUAGUCCUUGAUAAAGGUGAAAUUGUGGAGUGUGAUUCUCCUGCCACCCUAAUCCAGAAGAAAGGCAUCUUCUACAGCAUGGCCAAAGAGUCCGGCCUGGCCUAAUGCAAGACUGCAGUGCCUCACCCUGGCUUUCAAGUGCCCAAACAGAGAGGCAGCAUCUGUCGAAAUCCACGGUUGGGAAUCCUCAGGCCAAAUAAUUCCACUGAAAAACUACUUUUUGUCACCUGAUGAAGGAAGAACUACCAUGGCCAAUUCAACCUCUCCCUUCCCCUUCUGCUGUGUUGCAAGCAUACGCUGUUCUCAGAUGGGGCUGUGCAUUUCUGUCACGUGUCCAAACUCUCUAGAUUUUAUUCCAGACUCCAAAAACUUGCAGCCUGAAGGACCAAAAUAUUUCAGGUCCCCUCAGUUAGAGCGCUUUUGAUUUUUUUUUGCUCUGUGUAAAGAGGUGCGUUUCAAAUGGCAAAUUAGUUUUCCUCCUUGAAAAGCCAGUGGGGAAGAGUGGCAGUGAGAGAGUGCCGUAGUUGAGUUGCAUUGGCCUUUCUGGCAUUUUCUCUUAAUUCGAUCUGAUUUCAUAAAUAAUACAGCCAAAGCCAUUUUGAUGGAUCUGGAGGAAGUCUCUGAUGGCAGCGUUUUAUUUUUAACGUCAUUCCUGUACCAUAGUGAAUGAAGGCAGCAUUAAGUGAUUUGCAGUGUUGGCAGAUGGAAAUUAGAAUAAUUCAUUUCAGGCUACUCCCCCCCAGGUGUUUUUCUUUCUUAUUUAAAGAAAGAAAUUGACCCAAUCAACGGCUUUCACUUAUUCCAGUCCGGGGCAAUAUCGCGACUGCUGCUUAUUGAUGGGUGUGCCUGACUGGCAAAAGGCCCUUUCCUCUGGCUUUUCCUCCUCUUGCAUUCUGUUGGUGACCUCAGAAGGAACCACCCCCAAACUUUGGCCCGCCUUGCAUUGUUCAGUGUCAUUUUAUCAAAUCUUUCAAAAGGAAUUGUAAGCCUUCAUGGAUCUAAGCACUCAGCCAACAGUGUAGAACUGUGGGUUUUGAAUUAAGCUGCUGACCUUUCUUUUUAUUAAAGAAAUAGACAACAUCUUUUCCUAGACGAAAAAACAUUUAUUUAUUAUGUUUUGUACAUACAGUUCUUUAAAGUUGAAUAAACAGAUUUACUUUG